Pseudophryne corroboree (corroboree frog) is the source of this 7035-nucleotide messenger RNA. It is a transcript of the gene GAPVD1, whose product is annotated as GTPase activating protein and VPS9 domains 1. Gene Ontology annotation, molecular function: small GTPase binding; guanyl-nucleotide exchange factor activity. Gene Ontology annotation, cellular component: endocytic vesicle; cytosol. Gene Ontology annotation, biological process: vesicle-mediated transport; regulation of GTPase activity. The record is from RefSeq and is a predicted model, not a curated record. NCBI's taxonomy places the organism in Eukaryota, Metazoa, Chordata, Amphibia, Anura, Myobatrachidae. Bases 22 to 4740 code for a protein of 1572 amino acids. The transcript is spliced from 27 exons.
UGGUUCAUCGGCGCGUGCGCGAUGAGGUCUCCGGCGCCUAAUCCCGCGCAUGCGCGGAGUCGUUUGCUGCUGGCUGUCCCUGAUCCCGCGCAAGCGCGGAGUUUUGUAUCUGGGAGGUUGAAGGCGAGAAGGAGUCCGGGAGUACCGGAGGGCGCAGAGCGGGCCCGAAAGAUCCGGGUCCAGCGGUUCUCAUCGUGUCCCAAAAUGGUGAAGCCGGAUAUCCACACCCUGGCCCGCCAUCUCAAGCAGGAGCGUCUCUAUGUUAACUCAGAAAAGCAGCUCAUCCAGAGGCUGAACGCUGAUGUGCUGAAGACUGCAGAAAGGCUGUACCGUACCUCUUGGAUUUCCAAACAGCAGAAAAUAAAUUUGGACCGACUAAUUCUAACAAGCGUUGAAGCGUCUCCAGCAGAAUGUUGCCAACACGCUAAGAUAUUGGAGGACACCCAAUUUGUGGAUGGUUACAAACAGCUAGGAUUUCAGGAGACUUCAUAUGGGGAGUUUCUUAAUCGCCUUCGGGAAAACCCGCGGCUCAUUGCAUCUUGCCUUGUGGCUGGUGAGAAGCUUAACCAAGAAAAUGCUCAAAGUGUCAUCCACACUGUCUUCACCUCUCUUUAUGGAAACUGUAUCAUGCAAGAGGAUGAAAGCUAUUUGCUCCAGGUUUUACGCUACCUGAUAGAGUUUGAGUUGAAGGAAAAUGAGAAUCCUCGGAGGCUUCUUAGGAGAGGAACUUGUGCCUUCAGCAUCAUCUUCAAACUCUUCUCGGAGGGACUCUUCUCAGCCAAGCUCUUCCUUACUGCAACCCUACAUGAGCCCAUCAUGCAGCUACUGGUUGAAGACGAGGAUCAUCUGGAGACAGAUCCAAGCAAACUUAUUGAGCGCUUCUCUCCAGCUCAGCAAGAAAAGCUAUUUGGGGAGAAGGGCAGUGACCGCUUCAGGCAUAAAGUGCAGGAGAUGGUAGAGUCAAACGAAGCAAAGCUGGUGGCACUUGUUAACAAAUUUAUUGGUUAUUUAAAGCAAAACACUUACUGCUUUCCACACAGCCUGCGAUGGAUUGUAUCCCAAAUGUACAAAACUCUGUCUUGUGUGGAGGGUCUGGAUGUUGGUGAAGUGAGGUCUAUGUGCACGGACCUCCUACUGACCUGCUUCAUCUGCCCAGCAAUCGUGAAUCCAGAACAGUAUGGGAUUAUCUCAGAUGCUCCCAUCAAUGAAGUAGCCCGGUUCAACUUGAUGCAGGUUGGCCGCCUCUUGCAGCAGUUGGCGCUGACGGGAUUUGAGGAAGCAGAUUCACGCAGCAGGAACAAUCUCAGUAAAUUUGAUAAAGGCUGUGUCGCUGCCUUUCUGGAUGUUGUUAUUGGAGGCCGAGCAGUUGAAACCCCACCGUUAUCCUCUGUAAAUUUACUUGAAGGGCUAAGUCGCACUGUUGUAUAUAUGACUUACAGCCAGCUGGUCAAUUUGCUGGGAUUCUUGCGCAGUGUCAUAUCCGGAGAUCAGUUACGUGAGGAGGAUCGAAUGGCUCUGGAAAACCUUCUGGCUACAGUGCCCCAAAACAAGCCAGGCAAAAAUGACAACACUUACAGCACCCCUCAGCUAUCCCCUGCUACCACACCAGCCUGCAAGAAGAACAGACUGCCUAUAGGGCAGCAGCUUGCAGCUAUGACAGUCUGGGAUACAUCUGCAUCGAAUCUCUCUGCACACAUAAACCUGGUGACCCCAUUUGUUACUCGCAGUAGGAGCAAAACCAGCCUGAUGGAAGCAGAGCAUGAGGUCUCUCCUCAAGACGUCACACCUCAAGGACACCCUGAAGAAGUUCUUGUCAUUUCACUGGGGACAGGACCUCAACUUACACCUGGCAUGAUGUCUGAGAAUGAGGUACUGAAUAUGCAGCUUGUGGAUGGCGGACAGGCCGAUGUGCCCGUGGAUGACACAAAACUGCACGGGAAGCCUGACAAGACCCUGCGCUUCUCUCUUUGCAGUGACAACCUGGAAGGCAUCUCAGAAGCAGAAGAAGAAAAUCCGUGUUCAACAGGUCCCUCAAACAGAUCCAAUUCUGUGUCAUCCCUGGAUCUGGAAGGGGAGUCUGUGUCUGAGCUGGGGCCUGGGCCAUCUGGCAGCAAUGGGGUGGAGGCACUACAGCUUUUGGAGCACGAACAAGCUACCACACAAGACAACCUUGACGACAAGCUGCGCAAGUUUGAAAUUCGGGAUAUGAUGGGUUUGACGGACGAUAGAGAUAUCUCUGAAACGGUUAGCGAGACGUGGAGCACAGACGUUCUUGGCAGUGACUUUGACCCCAAUAUUGAUGAAGACCGGCUGCAGGAGAUUGCAGGUGCAGCUGCAGAGAAUAUGCUGGGCAGCUUACUCUGCCUUCCUGGCUCAGGCUCUUUACUCCUUGACCCAUGCACUGGAUCCACCAUUUCAGAGACCACCAGUGAAGCAUGGAGUGUGGAGGUCCUCCCCAGUGACUCCGAAGCACAAGACUUGAAGCAAGAGGAGCGGCUGCAGGAAUUGGAAAGCUGUUCUGGUUUGGGGAGUACAUCAGACGACACAGAAGUGAGAGAGGUUAGCUCCCGACCCAGCACCCCAGGACUCAGUGUGGUGUCAGGCAUCAGUGCAACUUCAGAGGACAUCCCUAACAAGAUUGAAGACUUGCGCUCUGAGUGUAGUUCUGACUUUGGGGGAAAGGAUUCAGUAACAAGUCCUGAAGUAGAGGACUGUGUUCAAAUGUUUCAAAAGAGACAGACUGCGGGCGCCGUUCAAACAAAGACAUGUAAUGUGCCUUGUUUAUUUCCAGGCAUUCAUCAUAUCACUUCUCCUCCAACCCAGACAGAGUCCUUGUUAGCCAUGUUUGAUCCCCUAGCUCCAGCACCUAGCGAAGUGGUGCGGCCUAAAGUGCACUAUGUUCGACCCUCUCAUCCACCUCCUGAUCCACCCAUUCUGGAAGGAGCCGCAGGCGGGAACGAGGCUCGCCUGCCUACAUUUGGCUCCCACAUCUUUGUUCCCACGGAUUCUGAUGCCUACAGGCAGAGGCACUCUUGCCCAGAGAGGUUGGUGCGCAGCCGUAGCUCUGACAUCACCACAUCCCUAAGGCGGCCAAUGAGUGAUCCUGGCUGGGCACGAAGAGCAGGAACUGAAGAGAGAGAGAUGGCACCAGGAACCAUGGCAUUAGGAGCGUCUGCAGCUAUCCACGCGUCGCAGUCCUCAUCCUCUUCUCCCAGCAAGGACUCCUCUAGGGGAGAGCUAGAAGACAAGAAAGACAGUGAUGAUGAGCGCUCGGACCGUAACAGACCAUGGUGGCGGAAACGGUUUGUCUCUGCAAUGCCAAAAGCUCCUAUUCCCUUCAGGAAAAGGGAAAAGCAGGACAAAGAGAAGGAUGAGCUGGGACAAGACAGGUUCUUGAUGCCAGAUGAUGCAGCAUCAAGACUCGGCUCCCAUUCUCAGGCAGCAGAGGACAUUCUGGAUAAGUACAGGAACGCCAUGAAGAGAACAAGCCCAAAUGAUGGCACUUCCGGGGCAUAUGAGGCUGCAGAUGUGGUUGGUGAUGGAGAAAGCCUCCAUGAUUCUCCUAGGGAUGAAGCAUUACAGCAUAUGACCUCGGAUGACCUCCCAGAUUCCGCCAGUCAGACAGCUCAUCCCCAAGACUCUGCCUUCUCUUACAGGGAUGCAAAAAAGAAGUUAAGAUUAGCACUGUGCUCUGCAGAUUCCGUUGCAUUUCCGAUGGUUUCUCACUCCACGCGGAAUGGUCUGCCAGAUCAUACUAAUCCUGAAGAGAAUGAGAUUGUAUGCUUUCUGAAAGUUCAGCUGGCUGAAGCCAUAAAUCUACAGGACAAAAACCUCAUGGCACAGAUUCAGGAGACCAUGCGCUGUGUCAGCCGAUUCGAUGGCCGUACUUGUAGCAAGAUCCUCGCAUCCAUAGCAGAGGAUUACAGGAAAAGAGCCUCAUAUAUUGCAUAUUUAACAAGAUGCCGCCAGGGGUUGCAGAGCACACAGGCUCACCUUGAACGACUGCUGCAGCGAGUUCUCCGUGAUAAGGAAGUUUCCACUCGCUAUUUCACCACCGUCUGUGUACGGCUGCUGCUCGAGAGCAAAGAGAAGAAGAUACUGGAGUUCAUUCAAGACUUCCAAAAGUUGACAGCUGCUGAUGACAAAACUGCACAAGUGGAGGAGUUCCUGCAAUCUCUAUACGGAGCUAUGGCCCAAGAUGUGAUUUGGCAGAAUGCCAGUGAGGAGCAGCUUCAGGAUGCUCAAACUGCAAUCGAGCGAAGUGUGAUGAACCGCAUUUUUAAGUUGGCGUUCUACCCCAACCAGGAUGCAGAUGUACUACGUGACCAGGUUUUGUACGAACACAUCCAAAGAUUGUCCAAAGUGGUAACAGCCAAUCACAGAGAUCUCCAGAUUCCUGAGGUUUACUUGAGGGAAGCGCCAUGGCCUUCUGCUCAGGCAGAGAUCCGCACUAUUAGUGCAUACAAAACCCCCAGGGACAAAGUGCAAUGUAUUCUACGCAUGUGUUCUACAAUUAUGAAUCUCCUAAGUCUCGCCAACGAGUACUCCGUCCCAGGAGCUGAUGAUUUUGUCCCAGUACUGGUGUUUGUACUUAUUAAGGCCAAUCCACCCUUCCUCCUGUCUACUGUGCAAUACAUCAAUAAUUUCUAUUCAAACCGACUAACUGGAGAGGAGUCCUACUGGUGGAUGCAGUUCACUGCAGCAGUAGAGUUUAUUAAAACCAUUGACGAGCGCAAGUAAAAGUCACCUGCCUGUUAAAACAGGAAGUGCCGGCUGCCUGCCAGCAGUGGGCAGCAGAGACCUUCUCCUUGUAUCAUAACUGUACAGAGAGGAUAUGGUUGGUUAACCUUUCUGUUACAUGAGAGGCCUGAAGUACGUUGUGGAGCAGUGGGUUGCAGACUUCCUUUGCUGUAGGAUGAGCUAAAGGUGUUAACAGAUGUUCCCUGUUUGGGAGAAAAAAAAAAUUAAAUAUAUGCUUAUAUUCAUUUUUUUAACACUCCUUCCCCUUCUAAUGCUGCAUCAUUUUAAAUGAACUCUACUAAACCGGAAAUUACGUUUUAUUUUGCAGGCUUGUUCUUGUUUCAUUUUUGUUUCUUUAGGUUUAGCAAUGCAAAAAAAAAAAAGGGACCACAUUUUCAAGUAUUUUUAGAUUAUAUAUAUAUAUAUAUAUAAAAAAAAAAAAGGAAGGUAACACUUAUCACAGCGGUUGCUCUGUAGUCUAAUAACGUUAUCUUUAGGGAUUAGUGGCAAUAACUUAAAGUAGUGAAAAAUGAACACUUUGCUGCCUAGAGGGGCGCAAAGUGCCUCGGUGCUCACUAACGGAUGCUACUCUGCUCAUUAUUAUUUUUUAAAGGGAGGCAUUGUACUAAUUUUUCAUAUUUUGCCAAAAGUUAUAUAGGGAAGGUUUGAGAUUUACUGUUCAAUCAAAAUCUCUUCUCUAAAAUUUUCUAAUGUUACAGGUGUUUUACCCAACCAGCAGCAAAUCUUUUUCAGCUCGGCAAUACUUAAUGUAUAUAUUACUUACACAAGGUGUGGAUCAAGCCAUUGUGUGGUUUGAACCAAUAUUCACAAGGAUUUAGCCUAUCCGUUUAUUCAGAACUGGUAAAAUUAGUAAAUAUUGCUGCCGCUGUAAGUGGUAGCGGAUUAAAUUCUGGCUGACAAGUAUGUAGUGAUCUCUUUCUAAGGACUUCUGCUCUGAAAGUCAUACGCUGUCCAUUUGGUUAAUGUGUAGAGGACCACUUGAUCCACAGUCUAAGUUGAUAGAAUAUGACCUCUUGCAACGUGUAUAAUAUGUGUGUUUAUUUGCACAGUACAUGUGGGGUGUGGUUCAUAGGGUCGAUCACACUUGGGUCGACAGUGUCUAGGUCGACCACUAUUGGUCGACAGUAACCAAGUCGACAACCAAAAUAUGUUGACACAAGCAUUAGGUCGACAUGAGCGAGGUCGACAUGACAAAAGGUCGACUUGAGUUUUUUUUUUUUUUUUUAAGUGUCGUGACCGGGAACCCCAAUUAGUGCACCCUGUCCCCUUGCUUUGCUCUCUAUGCUUCGGGCAAGGUGCCUCUCUGCGCUCGCCACAGAUUACCGUUCCCAAUUGUGGAUCGUAAAAUAUGAAAAAGUUAAAAAAAAUGAAGAAGAAAAAUAUUGUGAAAAACUCAUGUCGACUCUAGUGACCAUGUCGACCUAGAACCCUGUCGAUCCAAUGCAUGCCGACCAAUAGUGGUCAACCUAAUGACUGUCAACCUAGAGACCGGAUACCGUACAUGUGGUGCUCUAGCUGUGGUUACACUAUAAAUUUAUCUUGCUCCCUAGAUUUAAGCAGCUGAUUUGAAGUAGAAUAUUUAAAUGUUAAUUUACUAAAUUGUAAUAUUCAGCUUAAUGAUUUACAUUUAUGCAACAGAUUUUUUCAGAUGAUUUACCCUUUAAACUGUGUAAUCUUACCCCAUCUGUAACAUACAGUGACCUCAUUUCCCCAUGGCCGAUGGAGUUAAUGUAUAGCAGUUGAACCAAAAGAAUAAUAAUCUUUUAGGUUGCCGUGAAUUUCACUACUAUCAUCUGAAGUGGAAAAAAAAAGGACUACUUUAUGGUGAAAAGUAAACAAUUGGCUCAAACACCACAGAGUGGCUUUUAUUGAUUGCUGAACACUUUUGGGCAAAAUAACUUUAAAGUAGACAGUUCUCCUUCCACUCCUAACACUUUUUGUUUUCUGCAGUAAUUACUAGGAAUGCAUACCUUAUUUAUUAGCUCUGACACACAUUAACUAUUUUUGUUCCUGUAAGUUCCUACUGUACAGGCUGCAAACUGUGUGAUAAAGUGCCUACUUCAGCUUGGUGGCUUAAUGCAGCAGAGUUAUGGGUAGUCAGUAGUCGGCACAAAAUCACACAAUCAAUUCAAAUUACGAAACACUGCAGUGCUACAGUUUUAUUUUUAAAGAGUGUAGCAGAAAAAUAAAGUUAUUUAUAUAUUCAAGGUUUAUUAUAGUCAUACUUAAUUUUUUUUUUGUCUUUAUCAAGAGAAUAAAAUUCAGAAACUGGAA